GUGACCUUUAUGGCAGUUUGACGGAUAGCUAAGUUGAGGCCCGCUGACUGCUCAUUGGGAGGUGGACAGGUGUUCAGAUAACUCAGGUGAGUCGAGAAGAGGAGCGAAGUAGACAUUGGUGGAUGGUUUGAGAUUCGAUUCGAUACUUUACUGGAGAACUUCCCUUAAAGAACUUGUGCAGCCAAGGAAACCGGGGGUUUCACAAAGAUCAAGAUGCACAAACUAGAAGGAAAGGAAGAAAAGAAGUUGUCUACCGCUGUCACAAUCACUUCUUGCAGUCUCAGAGUCAACUCCUACAACUGCCAUGGAGGAGGGCCCAGAAGCUGAGAUUGUUUUCACAAGCCCAAGUCUCACCUGCCAAGCACAGUGAUCCCCUUGUGAGGAAAAACAUUAUCCCACCAGAUGAAUCCAAUUCCAUCAGAUCUCAAGUCUGAAGCCAAGAAAGCUGCAAAAAUUUUAAGAGAAUUUACAGAAAUAACUUCAAGAAAUGGACCUGAUGUAAUUAUACCAGCUCAUGUGAUAGCAAAAGCACAAGGACUUGCAAUCUUAUCAGUAAUUAAAGCUGGAUUUUUAGUAACAGCUCGUGGAGGUAGUGGAAUUGUAUUGAGCCGCCUACCUGAUGGAAGAUGGUCUGCUCCCUCAGCAAUAGGCAUUGCUGGUCUUGGUGGUGGUUUUGAAAUUGGAAUUGAGGUGUCUGAUUUGGUCAUAAUCCUGAAUCACAAGCGUGCAGUUGAUGCUUUUGCAAAAGGGGGAAACCUUACGCUGGGUGGAAAUUUUACUGUUGCAGUUGGACCUAUUGGCAGAAAUUUGGAGGGAGAUGUUGCUGUUAGGAGUUCAGCUGCAGUGUACACUUACUGCAAAUCACGAGGGUUGUUUGCUGGAGUGUCAUUAGAGGGAUCUUGCUUGAUUGAAAGAAAAGAGACCAAUCGCAAAUUUUACUGCCAGGACAUCAGAGCAAGUUCAAUUUUGUUUGGAGAUGUCGAACCUCCAGAUGUAACCCAAGAGCUAUAUGAAAUACUGAACAAUUUCACUGAACAGUACCUAAAGGAAGAAUCACAUGGAAUCAAGAAAAAAGUAGCGAGAGUACAAGCAAGGGUCAAAGGACCAGAAAAAUCUUCACCUCGGUCACUACGUACCCAAACAUCAGUGAAUGGAAGGGUAGAAGUGGAGCCAAGUUCCAACGGCAAUCUUUAUCCACGUCUACCAAGCUACCGAUCUGAAAAUCCAUGGGAAAAACCUUUAACAGUGACAGCAAUGUAUUCCUUUGAGGGACAAGCAGCAGGUGAUCUGAGCUUCAAUUCAGGUGAUGUAAUUACAGUGAUAUCCAAAACUAAUUCUCAUUUUGACUGGUGGGAAGGACGACUCCAAGGAAAGGUCGGCAUUUUUCCAGCUAAUUAUACAUCUGUAUCUCAAGAAGGUUGGUAGGUGCCUUCCAAAUUGAAAAAUGUCACUCAUUGUUUUCCUGAAUGAUUUAUAAUAACCAUAUUUUAGAACAAGAUAUAUUUUAGAUAUAAGAUAAUUAUGCAAAGUUGUCAUUUUUUGAUCUGUUUGUAAACCAAAACUGAGAGCAAGAGAAUUUUAAAAAAUAAUCAGUAUACAGUGCCUUGUAAAGUUAUUCAGCCCCCAACCUUUUGUUCACAUAUAUGAAUAUUACAACUAGGGAUUUUGAUCAAUUUAACUGAGAUUUUUUAUUUAUGAAUCAGAUGCUUCGUUUUUAGAGCCCAAAAAAACAGGGAAAAUUGUAAAGCAUGAAAAACAAAAAAUUCAAAACCUGAAAUGUCAGCAGUUCAAAAAUAUUCAUCUCCCCCCACCCCCCACCCCUUUGCUCAAUUGAACCACCUCUUGCAGCUAUUUCAGCCAGCUGUCUUCUUGAAAAGUCUCUGUAGUGGUGUUGGACAGCAAUCUUGAGAUCGUGCCUGAGAUGUUCAAUCGGGUGAAGGUCAGGACUCUGACUGGGCCACUCAAGAAUAUCAAUUUUCUUCACUUGAAACCACACCAUUGUUGCUCUGGCAGUGUGCUUUGGGUCAUUGCCCUGCUGAAAGAUGAAGUUCCUCCCCAGUUUAAGCUUUCUGGCAGAGGCUAGCGGAUUUUUAUCCAGGAUCUCUCUGGUUUCAGCAGCAUUCAUCUUCCCAACAAGUCUGACCGAGUUUCCAGUCCCUGCUGCUGAAAAGCAUCCCCAUAGCAUGAUGCUAUCUCCACCAUACCUUACAAUAGAGAUAGUGUUACCUGGCUGAUGCACAGUAUUAGAUUUAUGCCACAAAUACCACUUAGUGUUGAGGUCAAAAAGUUCCACUUUAGUCUCAUCUGUCCACAAGUCCUUCUUCCAGAUCUUUACAGUAUCUUCCAAGCGAUGCUUUGCAAAGUCUUCAUGUUCAGUGCCUUUGAGACAGUCUUUUACCCUUCUCCCAAUUUGUGCUUCUGUAUUAUCAUUUCCCUGACUUGUGUUGAAUGUUGGUUUGUCUUCAUUUUGGUUUCAUCUGUUGAAAGUUUAUCAUACUGUUGGACUUUACAGAGAGAAGGGGUACUUACUCUUAUGAAUUCAUUGAAAACAUGUGAUCCUCUAAUUUUCUACAUCAAUAAAUUGGGUGAGUUGGGUAAGGUGAUAUAUAGCACCUGAGGAAACUUAGCCUAGUAAUUUACAAAGGGGGAUGAAUACUUUUUCAGCCUCACAAUAUAGGCUUUAAAUUUUUAAUAAAUUAUUGACAGUUUUUGGUAUUUUUCUUUUGAUUUGACAUAAUACUCAAUGUUUUGUAGAUUAGCUCAAAAAAUCCUACUUAAAUAUUUUAAUUUAGAAAAUGAGACUGAAAUGUGAAAAUAGUUGUGGAGCCUGAAUACUUUUUCAAGACACUAUAAAUACUAAGAAUAAAUUUACCAUUGAUAUCAUCAUUGAUUUGUUAAGAAUUUUGAAUGAUUUUAUAACUUGACUUUUCUAAUAAUUCUAUAUGGUGCCAAAUAGCAUUUGACAAGGGAAAGGUACAUGCCACUUUAAAUGUAAAAUUAUAUUGUAUUUCAAAAGUAGAACUUAUAAGAAGUAUGUUCUAGAUUUGAAUUCUGUAUUUUUUUAAGAAAACUAUUGUGGAGGUGAUUGACAAUCAUCAAACAACAAUUAAAUAAAGAAGUUUCAAUUAAUGGUGUAGGUGUAGAAAUAAUUAUAACCAUAACAAUUUUGAAGUAUAUGAAACUGUUGAUUCUGUGAUUUUGCAAUUAUGACUUUAAACUUAUAAGUGUGUUGGGUAAUUGUAAAGUAUCUCUAAAGCAGAAUCUGGUUAUUAAAUAUAUGAACAAAUAGAACUUUAUCAUGUAAUAAAAUGCAACCUUAAAGAUUCUUAAUGUUGGCAUAUGAUCUGCAAGUGUUUUUUUUUAAUGUAAGAUGUGAGUUAACUGAAGUCCUUUGUCGAAUAUAUCUCAUUUUACAAACACACUCAUCACAAGUAACCACCAACUGCUAAUAAAUGGAAUUGCUAUAGAUUGUCAC
Mobula hypostoma (lesser devil ray) is the source of this 3475-nucleotide messenger RNA. It is a transcript of the gene sh3yl1, whose product is annotated as SH3 and SYLF domain containing 1. Gene Ontology annotation, molecular function: phosphatidylinositol binding; protein binding. Bases 403 to 1425 code for a protein of 340 amino acids. Gene Ontology annotation, biological process: regulation of ruffle assembly. Lineage: Eukaryota; Metazoa; Chordata; Chondrichthyes; Myliobatiformes; Myliobatidae. The transcript is spliced from 11 exons. The record is from RefSeq and is a predicted model, not a curated record. Gene Ontology annotation, cellular component: ruffle membrane.